AUGGGUAACAGCACAACCAUCGCCCCACAAUUUCAACACUCAUAUGCCGUCGUAAAUCCACCAUUGACCCAGUCCAUACGCCCGGAGGCAGAAGUCUAUGGAAUCUGCAGAAUCGUUCCACCGGACGGCUGGAAGCCACCCUUUGCCCUGGACAAGGAUGAGUUUGUCUUUGAGACUCGGAAACAGGAUCUGAACCAGUUGGAAGGCCAAAACCGGCUGAGACGACAGUUUUUCGACAUGCUAUCGUCAUUUCAUACGGGCAGGGGAGUACCCAUGGCGAAAAAGAGGAUACAACGGCGCGAAGUAGACCCUUACGAGCUGCACCGGUUGAUUCAAGAAUUCGGAGGUGUAGAUUACGUAACCGAAAAGCGGCUGUGGUCAAACAUUGGGGAGGCUAUGGGCUUCGACAGGAUGGUUUGUACAUCUCUAGGCUUUCAGCUGCGAGAAGCGUAUGAAGUACUACUACGGCCUUACGAGGUGUUUGUUGCUGAGAGGAAGGCAGAAAAUGAAAAGAUACGAAACGAGAAAAAUACAAUCUUCAAAAGCAAGCGUGUACUGGCCAAUGCCUCGGCGAGUUCGUUGGCCGCGCGUGCUACGAAAGCGGUACUACCAGAUUCUGAAAAGGACUCUAACGAACUAGCGUCCGGUUUAAAGUCAAACAAGAGGAUAUGUCCCGCAAACCGAAGGCGGAACAACACUGAACCUACCACCAGUGUUGACUCAGUACCUCGGGUCUCAUCUGCCCCUAGACCAAGGAGAGCGGCGCAACAGUUGACUUACCAAUCGCAGUGCUAUAAUGACGGCAGGGACAAGGCGGUUGUGAAGAAAAUUUACAAUUCUGCAUUGAGUGAUAAUCGGCUGGAAAUCUUUGAAUCCGCUUUGGGAAGGUUGGGGUCGAAUAAGAUCACAUCCGAAAUUAUUCGGGGGUUGCCGAUGCCAAAAUCAGGGAGGAAUAGCCCAUGCUUCCAGUCUACAGCGAAACCCGAUGGGAGACAAUCGCACAUCCCGCCACAAGCACAACCACUAAGACAGGCACAAGUAAGGCCACAGUUGCUACCAUGCCCACAGGCACAAGUACAACUACCGUCACGUAUGCAACCACAGUCAGAAGUCCAGGUACGAUCGGACUCGCAGUCGCAAUCGCAAGGACAAGAACAGUUUAUACCCGUGCCAAUGUCAGAGGCUAAGCGCCAAACACAGGCACAACUACAAGCACGACCGGGGGUGCAAGUAGAAUCUCACCCACAGGUACAGCCGAAGCUACAGGCACAAUUGCAACAGCAGAUGCCGACGCAAGGAACACAGACACAACCGGGAGAUACACAGGCACAUCCCCAACCACAGUCACAAACGCUACUGCGCCCACAAACACCAACCCAACUGCAAUCAGAACCUCAGUUGACAUCACAACUACAGCCGCAACCAAAACCACAACCACAACUACAGUCGCAACCACAGUCGCAACCACAACUACAGUCGCAACCAAAGCCACAGCCACAACUACAGUCGCAACCACAGCAACUGCCACAACCACAACUACAACCACAACCACAUACACAUCCACAACCACAACAAGGACAGGCACAGCCGCCGAUAAGUUCGCAACAACAGCCUCAGCCACAGCCACAACUGCAACAAUCGCGGCUGAUAGGGCAGUCUCCUCCAGGGCAGAUACAAACACGCCCACACCCUCACCCACUACCGCCAUCGCAAUCACACCCACACCCAGAUUCACAGCCACAACAGCAGGUGCAACCGUGUACCGAUCACAUCAACGAGUCGCCGUCUGUGCUGAAAGCCAUUGAAGUGGCUCUGCGGGCGAGGCGGGCGAACAGUUCGGUACCUGUGGGAGGUGCGAUAGCCCUGCCCAGCAAGCCUCAGAACAGUGUGUCGAGCGCAAGCAAUAUUAGUACUGCUGCGCAGCCACAGGGAUUAGCUACCAAGCAAGCCCCCACUGCUGCACAGAAUCGACUCACACCAGGCGCACCCCCAACCCAAACGCCAAAUCUUAUCCCAAAUCCGAAUCAAAUCCUUAAUCCAAACCGUGUAUCAAAUUCAAAUCCAAAUUCAAAUUUAAAUUCAAAGCCAACCCCACACGCCCAAGUAAACGUGGGUGUUCAGGGAUAUAUCCGGAUGCCGGCGGCCGUACCCGUAUACUCGCAUGCGCAGACUCAUUGGCAACGAGCUCCUGUCCAGCCACGAAUGCCAUUCCCAAGGCAAGCCGCAGUACAUCCACACACAGGUCUCACAGCACAGACAGACAUACGUCCACAGCAAACAGGCGUACGCCCACACCCAGGCAUACCAUUGCAACCGGGAGUCCGUCCGCUAGGUUUCCCGCAUCUGAGUCAGCACCCACCGCCACGACCACAUGAACCGUAUAUGCACGCACAGGCCCAGCUGCACUACAACGCACACAUGCGCGCGAUGCAGCAGCACCCGUUGAUGCGAGGCCCCCACCCACACCCGGGGGUUGGUAUGGGUCACAUGCCCAUCAUGCCGGUGCAGUAUGGCAUGCAGCGAGCGCCGCUUUGCGCUCAAGGUGUGGCGGGUAUAGCCCAGAAAGCAGGGAGGAGUACGAACGGGAUGCCCCUGGCCACGGCCAUUAGUCCUACAGAGACUGGUGGGGUCAAGGAUAACCGCGCGAAUAACGGUAGCAGCGGCAAUACGAAAGGGGGAGGGAAGCGCAAAGCGGAGAAAACACCCACGUCUAAAGGUGCGAAGGGCCCGAAGGCUAAGAAGCGCAAUCGUAUACGGAGUGAUACGGGCCAGGGGGGUGUACUGGUCACCAGUACGAGAAGUGGGCGCACGACCAAACACCUCAAGUCGGCCUAUACGUGUGAUUUGGAGAGCUCGGAUAGCUUUGACAGCGACUAUGGGGAUAUGUACGAGUACGUACCUGCCGGGACACGCAAGACACCCACGGCACAGAAGAAGAGGGCACGCACGCCCACCUCCACACAGAAGCCCACACACCAGUCACCCGCACCCGCACAAGCGAUGGCAAAAGCCCAGGCAGCCGUACAGGGCAGCUCAAUAGACCACGCCUCCUCCUCCCCAGACCAUCCUACGAAAGCCAAUACGAACGCAAGUGUGCAGCGUGUUACUGGCAGGGCAAGGGGUCGUGUGGUGUCGAGGGAAGGCAGUUUGCAACCGGGCGAGUUCUGCAAGGCGUGCGAGCAGAGCCACGACGAUGAUCAGAUACUGCUGUGUGACGGGGGGUAUGGCUGCAACAACGGCUAUCACAUGUAUUGUCUGCGGCCUCCGUUGGACAGGGUGCCGUCGGGUAUCUGGAUCUGCCCGGAAUGUUUGGAGCUGGUGGUUCCACAAGUAACAAGUAUCUCACCAACACACUCGUCCAAUAAUCUCUCGCAAUACAACCCACAGCGCUGCAAACAGGCAGAGCUGGAUAAAGACUACUCGUUCGGGAGCGGCAAAACACGUCGGAUAAAGGAGUUCCAAAUAUUCGCCGACAGUUUCGCAGCCAAGGUGAUGGGCACGGACAGUCCCUCCAUCGCUGAGGUCGAGAAGCAGUUUUGGGGUUUGCUGAACAAUCCCUUCCACGAGAUGGCUGUGGAGUAUGGCGCUGAUCUUCACUCCAAAACACUGGGCAGUGGCUUCCCAUGCUACUCUCACCGGGCAGCAUUAGCACUGGACGUUACCUCGAUCCAGGAGGAUCUGGAUCGCGCCUUGCUGCAUAUGCGAUGGCUUAAGAAUGUCAGAGAUGAGCUACAACGGAAGAAAUGGAGCCAGCCCAACACGGUGAUAGCGUUGCUCAACCAAGGGACGGCCGCACACAGAGAAGGCAGGGAGAUGAACCAAUUGAAAGGUGUCAUCGGCAAGUACAGGCAGUGGAAGCGCAACACGGCCAAGGCAAUCAACCACCAAUCACAGAAUGUGGAUACGCUGAGUGCUUUGUUAGACACUCGCCAGACGAUACCGCUGGCCAAGUGUGACCUGAUGCUGCGACUAGAGGAUCGGGUGCAAAUCACCCUGUCCUGGAAUCAAAGGGCAGAGGGUCUUCUAGCCGGCAGGGACGGUCCGGUGGACCUGAACGAUGUCCGGGCCCACAUCCACGCGGGUGACUGUAUCAAGAACAUGAACUUGCCCCUGCGUAUUGAAUUGGCUGGUCUGCUACGUGCGCCUGAUCAGUGGUUUCAGCAAGUCAAGCGGACCUUCUGCAAGAAGAACACCGUGGCCAGCACCACCCCCGAGGCCCUAGUACAGCAGCUGCAGAAGCGUCUCACACGGUCCACGCAGAACAUACUAGCCCUACGGCGCACGUACGCCCGGGGAUCAGACGACCGGCUGUGUGUACCCGACUGUCGGGGAGAGGGGUUUAUGGUGCACUGUGAGCUGUGUCAAAAUUGGUACCACGGCGUGUGUAUCAAACUGCGGCCGCAUGAGGUGCGGGUGAGUCGGUGGUUCUGUCGAGAGUGUAAGUUCGCGAAUCUGCGGCAGCCGUCUGAGGCGGAUGUGACUAGGCUGGUUAAUGAGGGCAGUGAGCUCAACAUCAAGCUGCCUUUGCUCGACACCCUCGGUGCGUUGCUGGUCAAAGGGUCCGCUUGGCGGGCGCGGGCGCGGGCCUUUCUCUCGAAAGAGAGCGACAGCGAGUUACAGAGUAUAUGCAUUGCGAUGGACAUGCUUGAUAUCGACUACCACAACGAGAGACUCCUCAUCGAGGGCCGGUUAAAACGUCUCGAAGCUCGGGCUGAGGUACAACAGGCCACCACAGUCUCCAAAGCACAGACCAAAACAAAGGAGUCUGCGACGCGACUGACAGUUCCGAAAGGAAUAUCCCUCCAGGCUAUCCACAGCGCACGAACACAAACGGAUUCGAACCACAAGGCACAGGUGGCGUGUGUAUCGCAGGGGCCCAUAGACACGCAGACGGCGAGUGUCUUGUUAGACAAUCUACCUACCAGCCGGCAGGGCUGUGAAGCUGUGCGCGAUCCAUGCACCGCCACACCUGCCAGCAACGCACCCUGUGACGUAUCCGGCGAUGCGCGCGAAAGUGGACGUACGGACGAUGUGACUGGGACAGAGGAUGGAGACAGGGUUUUGGAUCCGAAGGGCGGGGAGAGUUUGGGGCAAAGAGGCUCAGAGUUUGGGUAUUUAAGACAAAUAGGUACAAAUUGCUCAGACCGGGACAGGGGGAAUCCCAAGUCACUGGAGGCUAAGACCGAACUUCCAGCUGAUAUAGGCAUCCAACAGCUCACUGCAAUUCUUGAGAGGGCUGGAGCGACACCCGAGGAUGAGGAUAGGAGUAUUAGUUCCGAGGAUGAAGAAGAAGAUGACAUGGACAGCGCUCGACACUGCGUGUGCAAUCUGCCCUACAAAACAGUGGAGCACGACUGCAUGAUUCAGUGUGAGAGGUGCGACGACUGGUUUCACAACACAUGUGUGAGCGUGACCGAGAUACAGGCAAACCGGGACACUUUUGUCUUCAUCUGCCCGGGAUGUAUUGUGGGCAUCAACCCAGUCGCCCCCACAGCCGCCGCUGCCAUAGUUUCUAUCGAAUUGCCACACUACCAGGUCGUUCCGUCGUAUAACAAGAACACCAAAGCCGACGAGCCCUGUCCACAGCAGAGCACAGACACCGUGUGCUAGGAAGAGGCAGCCUCUCCCUCUACACACAUACAUACAUACAUA
Molecule: messenger RNA, 5652 nt
Organism: Sphaeroforma arctica JP610
Lineage: Eukaryota; Ichthyosporea; Ichthyophonida
Exons: 17
Coding region: 1-5610 (1869 amino acids)
Biological process (GO): regulation of transcription by RNA polymerase II
Cellular component (GO): nucleus
Molecular function (GO): DNA binding
Source: RefSeq, a predicted model, not a curated record